Messenger RNA from Micromonas pusilla CCMP1545, 1280 nucleotides. RefSeq lists its product as uncharacterized. The coding region runs from base 331 to 1101 and encodes 256 amino acids. The transcript has a single exon. Lineage: Eukaryota; Viridiplantae; Chlorophyta; Mamiellophyceae; Mamiellales; Mamiellaceae. The record is from RefSeq and is a predicted model, not a curated record.
GUACGCGAUGGGCGCCGUCGGCGCUCAAGCUCGGGACCGCCGCGACGGCUCCUCGGACGGCAGCGCGACGGAGGCGGAGGACGGCGCCGCUGGCGCGGGUCCGAGGAGCGACACGGGUGGAUUCCCGAGCUUGAGAGCCGGGAGCGAAGUCUCCGGCGCGGAGCACGCGAGCGGCGUCCCGUUCGCCGCCGCUGGGGCGCGUUCGGCGGCGGCGCCGCGGGCGGUCUGAACCCGUUCGUCGCGAUGCAGGCGAUGCAUGCGAUGCAGGCGAUGCAGCACGCGGGCGUCGGCGGAAGUCCGUACGGCGCCGCGACCGCGCUGGGCGCGGGGAUGAACCCCGAGAGCGUCCAAGCCGCGUUGGCGGCGGCGCAGAUGGGAAUGUUCGGGUCCAACCCGGCGACGGCGGCGGCGGCGGCUUCGCGGUUCACGGGCGGGUUCAACCCGUUCGCGGCGGCGUUCCCGGGAGCGUUCGGUUCGGGCGGCGGCGCGACGGUGGCGCAGCCCGCGACGAGCGGGGACGCGCCGAGCACGUCGGGGGGCGCGCCGGCGGCGACGACGUCGGCGCAGCCGACGUCGACGGCGGCGGCGCCUCCGGGUUUCUUCCCGCCGAACGCCGCGGUGGACGCGGGCGCGGGCUCGGCGAUGACCGCGGCGGCGCCGACGCCGACGCCGACGCCCGCGGUCCCGAACUGGGCGUCGUUCAUGCAGAUGAUGGGCCCGAUGAUGGGCCCGGCGAUGGCGGCGAUGCAGCAGAUGCAAGCGCAGCACGCGCAGCAGCAGCAGCAGCAGCAGCAGCAGCAGCAGCAGCAGCUCUCCGCGGCGGCGGCGUUCGCGUCGAUGUCGCAGCCCGGGGUGGACCCCGCGGCGGCGAUGCAGGCCGCGGUCGCGGCGAUGCAGGCGGCGAUGGCGGGAAACAACCCGCCGGCCGCGGACGGCGGCAGCGGGAACGACAGCGGCCACGACAGCGGCGGCUCGGGAGGGGGGAGCGCGCCGCCGUCGACGCACCCCGUCAAGGAAUAUCUCGAGACAGGGGCGGACGGCGCGAAGCGGUUCAAGGUGUCGAACGACGCCGCGCAGGACCGCGCGGGGCACGCGGGGUAAAUAGGACGAGCGUCGAGAUGGAGAGGAGAAGACGACGACGACGACGACGACGGCGACGAGGCGACGAGGCGAGGCGAGACGGAGACGGAGCGCCCUCAUACUAGGGGGAACAUGUUCAGAGGACAAAAUGAUUCUUUUAGCUUCCAUCUAGUUUUGACAAACAUUCACUCUACAUACGU